Messenger RNA from Acanthaster planci (crown-of-thorns starfish), 6753 nucleotides. RefSeq names its product Golgi apparatus protein 1-like. The record is from RefSeq and is a predicted model, not a curated record. Gene Ontology annotation, cellular component: Golgi membrane. NCBI's taxonomy places the organism in Eukaryota, Metazoa, Echinodermata, Asteroidea, Valvatida, Acanthasteridae. Gene Ontology annotation, molecular function: fibroblast growth factor binding.
UCACUUCCACGCCAUCAUCUUCACCGUACCGUACCGUGCUGUACCGUGCAUGCAGUGUGCGUGUAAGGUUUUGACCAGAGAGUUUUGACCUCCUGAAUUCGUAACGUAAGAGAUCCGCUGCGCAAGAUGGCGUCUGGUCUACGUGUCUUCUUGGUAACGUGUGUUACUUUGUGCAUUUUCCCCGCAAUUCAUGGGGAGUUUAAUCCACAAGAUGGCACGAACAUUAGACAGAAUAAUGAUCCCGCAAAUGUUGGAGGGGACAGGUAUCCAGUGAAGCGUGACGUUGGCGCUGGCGGCGGGCAGCGGCCACUGGGAGGUGCCGCAGCAAUGCCUGCCCAGAGGGGAUUCGGACCACAGCAACCUCAACAACAGUUCCAGCCAAAUCCAAAGCUGGCUAUCGCCCCAAAUCCCAACAACCCUGGUGGGCAGGGCUUGGGAAUGCUGAAGCAGCCAGGCAUGCCAGGUGAUGAUAUAGCCCGUGGAAAUUUUGGACAAGGGGCUAGGUUUGACCAAGGCCAAAGACAACCAGGACAGCCAGGUCAACUGCCUGGGCAACAACGCGCGUGGGUUGGACGUGGAGAUGUUGCUCCAAAACCCUAUCCGGCACCAGGACAAGGAAGACCUGACACUGGAAGACCUUCAAAUCGACCAAUGAGAAUUAACGACAGUCCACAAUGCCGAGAAGAUGUUGCACAUUUCUGUGGUAAAAAUGCACGAGGCAACAACUUUUCAGUGCUUGAUUGCCUGCAGAAUGCCGGAGAGAAAAGCACACAGGCUGGCGGCAAGGAUGUCGGGGAGCUUAGUGACACAUGUAACCGAUUUCUUUGGAGCUAUAAAAUGAACCUGACCAAGGAUGUACGAUUUGACUCAGCUGCCUUUGAAGUCUGCAAACCUGAACUGAAGAGGUUCCCAGAUUGUGACCGAAUUGAGAGAGGACAGGGGCUUCUGCUACCAUGCCUGUAUGACGUUGCAGAGAAUAUCACCACGAUCCAAUGUCGUCAGUACAUCAAUAGGAUGAAGGCAAUUACCUUCAGCGAUUACCGUCUCAUCCAAGGAUUUUACGACCAAUGCCGGUCAGAUAUUGAGUCUAAGAAUUGUGGUAAUGUCAAGAACAUACAACAGGAUGCUCCGCACAGACAAGGAGCCACCAUCAAUUGUCUGGAGAAGGGUGUGGAAAAACUGCAACCAGAAUGCAAGAAGCAGAUCCUGAGAGUGGCUGAAUUGUCGGCAAAUGAUUAUCACACUGAUCGAGCCUUGUAUUUUGCCUGUCGGGAUGAUCGUGAACGCUUUUGUGAGGGGGAAGCUGCUGGACAGGGGGCUAUCUAUAACUGCCUUUUGAAGCAUAAGUUUAAGGAGGAUAUGAGUGAAAAUUGUCGCAACAAACUCACAACCCGUCAGAAGGUGGCCAGCGUGGAUGCCAAAGCAAAUUAUCGGCUCUUUAGGAAAUGUAAAAAUGACAUCAAAAAGACAAAAUGUAACAGGCCAAAGGAUUCACAAAACCGAGAAUUCCGUCUGUCCAAACUUUUGAUCUGUUUGGAAGAAGCCAAGCACAACACUUUCACCAGUUACCAUGCCAAUGCAGAAGUUGCUAUGGCAACCCAUUUCUACCACAGAUGGUUACCUUGGUAUAGUGGCUAUAGCUGGAUGAUUUGUGUGACAAUCUGCCUCUCUUUGCAAGAUCUGGUAAAAACAGCUGACGCGGGAGCCAACUAUCGAAUUGAUAAAGCGCUACACAAAGCUUGUAAACCAGUGAGGGAUAAAUUAUGCAAGGAUGUUGAAGCUGGAGAUGCCAAAAUACUUUCCUGUCUGAUGGAGAAUAUCUACUCUUCUGAAAUGACCAAAGAGUGUGAGACAGAACUGCUUCUCCUUCAAUAUUUUGUCGCCAGAGAUUUCAAGCUAGAUCCUCUCCUCUUUAAGAACUGUCAACGAGAUGUUGCUGAGAAGUGUUAUAUAGAAAGUGCAGACAACAGUGAGCUGCCACAGGGAGUUGUAGUUGCUUGUCUCCACAGAUAUCUCCACCCUGAGAAUGAUUUUGACAAGCUAACACCAGGAUGUCAGGCUCAGGUUCAUCGUGUUCUGCGUCAGCGUGCUGUCAGCGUACACCUCAAUCCUCAGAUAGAAGCGAACUGUCGUGAAGACCUUGGAAAAUACUGUAAUGAGAAGACUGGCAAAGGGGAGGAGUUGUCAUGCUUACAGGAACAUCUGAAGGAAUUGACACAAGAUUGUCAUUCAAAGAUCGGGGAUUUCACUCAAGAGGAAGCUGAAGACAUUAAGAUGAACCGUAAACUUAUGGCUGCGUGUGCUCCUAUGAUCAAACAGCUCUGCAAGGAUUUUUUGAGCAAGAAAGUGGAUGAAGGGGCAGCCCUUCAGUGUUUGAUAGAUCACAAAAAUGACGACUCUAUGAAUGAGAAAUGCCAGGCUGGUAUUGAGCAUUUCCAGUUGAUCCAGCUCCAGGACUAUCGUUUCAACUUCAAAUUUAAGGAAUCUUGUCGGCAAGAUGUCAUCAAAUACUGCAAAAAUGCAAAGGACAAGAGUUCCAUCAUUUCUUGCCUGAGCACCAAAGUUCGAGAUGCUAUACUAAUGGGACAUCAACACAAUAUCAGCGAGAAUUGCCGCAAACAGCUCAAAGCAGAACUACUGCAGAGGUCAGAGGAUAUUAAACUGGAUCCAGAGCUCUUCAAAGGUUGUGAAGGUGAUGUUCAGAAACAUUGCAAUAAUUUGAAAGCUGGCAAAGCAAGGAUUCUAGAAUGUCUACGCGAUCACCGUUCUGACCUGUCAGAAGCAUGCCACGUGAAGUUGUUCAACCGGGUCAAAGAACAAGCUCAGCUAGUCAAGACCGACUUUGCAUUUAUGCAUGCAUGCAAGAAAAUGAUCACGCAAUUUUGCACAGGGACACCCCCAGAGAGCCUUUUCAAAUGCCUCAAGUCUCACAAAAAUGAACCAACUUUUGACUCCAACUGCAAAACUGUCUUAACUAAGCGGUCCAUCCAACGGAAGGAAGACUUUCGUCUAAACCCAAGAAUGCAGAAAGCUUGUCGGCGUGACAUGCCCAAGUUCUGCAGUGAUGUCUUGGAUAAAUCCAAGAAGGAGGAAUACAAAGAAAAGGAAUUGGAGGGAGAAAUGCUGCUUUGUCUCAAGAAGAAAUUCCCCACCAAGACUCUGUCACCAGAUUGUGAGAAUUACAUCAGAGAUGCCAUUCAAGAAGCAUCAAUGGAUAUUAGGAUGGAUCCUGUCCUCUUCCGUAUGUGUAAGGAUACAGCAAAGAGGCUUUGUUCUGAGGAAUUGGAGACUCCAGGUCAAGGAUUAGUAGAGGAAUGUCUUAAGACUAAUCUACACAAGGGCAAGAUCACUGAUCUCAAAUGCCGUAUGCAAGUGAUUCGGCUGCUUCAAGAGGGUCGCGCUGAUGUUCAUAUUGAUACUCUCCUUUACAAAGCUUGUGCCUUGGACAUCAAGCAUUUCUGUGCAGGUAUUCCACAAGGGGAAGGCCGACAGAUGUCAUGUCUACUUGAAGCUCUGGAGGACAGUACUAUCAAACUGCAUGCUGACUGUCAACGAAUGCUGUCCGAACGCAAGGAAAUGUGGAGUUAUGCAGUCAGAGAAUCCCCACCAAAUUCACUCCAAGACCUAGCGGCUGCAAUCAAUGCAUCUGAAGCCCGUGGUUAUUUUCUCACCGUCUUGUUGGUCAUAAUAGGAGUGCUGUUUUUUGGUGGGCUUUGCUGUGGUCGAGCAACCAAACGUGUCAGAGCAGAACUUAAAAAUAAGUGAUUUUGCUACCUUUUUGUGGAAAUAUUUGUGUUGUAGUUGUUUUUGUUUCUUUUCUUCUUUAAAGUUACUUUCUGCCAGGAGAAAGCAAGAGCACAAUGCAUUGUGGGAAGAUGGAGUCUUUUUUUCAAUCGUUGAGUCAAAGUUAGCAUCAACGCCCUUCUGAUGAAGUAAUAAGGAGGUUUCUGAGUGCUGGUAUUAUUCGUGUGGUUGAGUUUUCAAACACUGAAUAAUUUGUUUUUCACGAUACUAGCUUGUUUUAUGCAAGGGCUUUGCUUUGUAUAAAGACCUUUCUGCUGAGAUAUGUAAAUUGUGCACAUCAUGACAGUAUAAACAAUAACAAAUGUCAGAAUCCUAUUCAAGACACAAACUGCGAGUAUUCAGUUUCCAUUUGCAACAUAGAUGAGGACUCUCAUUUCAGGAAGAUGUAAAUAUUUUUACCAAUGUUUGAAACUUACUCAGUCUUUUUACUUUGCCUUUUCUUGUUUGUACGAUGACUCCAUGAUGUAUUGUGCUCAGUAUCUUUUCUAGCUCCUGUGUACAUUUGCUACUUACUCAGAAUGGAAUCUUACAAUAAUGAUUUGGAAGGUCAUGUUAAAAGUGCUUUUUUGCCCCCCGAGAGUAUUGUAAUUAAUUUGGAGUUAAUUUUAUCUGCAUGUCUCUACGUUAUAUAGUGCGUCCCAGUUGGUUAGGUUUUACAGUUGUCAUAGUUGGCUUGGUAUGAGCAAUGUGGGUUGUCUUUAUUGAUACGACGGACCAUUAGAAAUGGUAUGCAUCCAUGAUACGUUUGUUGUUUAGAAAAACUGGGUUGUUAAAUCACACGGUUUAUGGGAUACUUUAACCCCUUCACUGAGCAAUGCACGUCAUGUUGAUAUGCUCAUGCAUAUGCAUUAAGGGUUGUGAAUUACAGGUAACUGCAUGAAAUGGUUAUAUAGCAUCCCAUUUUUGUUCCCAACCCGCAUCAUUUCUAAUGCUUCUGAAUGGACUAGCAUCCACUCCACGUCUGUUAGUGGGUGAUGUAAUACAAUAGUGGAAUGCAAUGAAGAAUAGGAAACAUGCUAUGAACAGUUGUCAGGAAAGAAAUGGAUGUCUUUGGUUGUGUGCUCUUGCUUAGGAAACAAUAUUUAUGAGGCAUCAGUAGAAACUGCAUUGGAUAAGCAAAUGCCAACUUCUUGGAAGAGUUUAAUUUUGCAUGGAAAAAGGUAUGGAAAGACCAUUUAAAAACUCAAACACAAAAUGCAUGUAACUGAGUUGCCAUCAUGGAAGAUUUGAUGAGUUGGGUAAUUUUUGGAAAGAUGCUGAAAAGUUAUACGAUAAACCAUGAAGUAUGAAAAGAUAAAUAGGAUUUCUCCUUCAUUGUCAUGGGUAUUGGAUAAAAUUAAGAAUUACAGAAUAGUCCUAAAUGUAUUGGUCAGUUUAUGGGAAAAGUUAGGGAAAGGCUACGGAAAAAGUACAGGAAGUAAACAAGAGAAUUGCCUUGAGGACUUCCGAAGAACUUUCCAAUGGAUGGAAUGGGGUAUUAGGAGCUAACCUUUCCUGGAAUGACUUGGCACGGUGCCAAAUCAUAGCAAUUAUUAAUGUAUUGUAUGCAAUAUAUUUUUGUACUGAUAUGUGAAACCUGUUAGAAAGUUGUUUGCUCUAGGGAUUCAAUUUCCCAGUUCCCAAAAUGAAAAUAUAUGUACGGGUUGAAAAGCUCAACAAGUUACAAUGGGAAAUGCCUUUUUUUUCUUUUCGAGAAAUGAAUAUUUGAAGUAUUCAAGACAUGAAAUGAAAUGACAUUUUGUAUCGUUUUGCGCUUAUUUUUUAAUCGGAAUUUAUGGAUGGAGUGGAUCCUCAGAGAUCUACAUGUAUUUGACUUUGUGUUUUUUUGAAAGGUGUAUUUUAUUCGAAUCGUAAGUGGCUUUUUGCCCAGAUGCUUUUAUUUGAGAAAAGUACAGAAAAGAACCUUGGGUGCUAUUUUAAGACCAGGGUGUAACUUUCUAUUUUCUCAGCAAAACCGGGGAAUUUUGCUUGGGCCUUACCGUCAAGCAUUUUUCAGUUUGUCAAUUUUUUAAAAUCUCUUAACUGUGCAGUUUUUGUGGCUGUGUUUGUACAUUUCGUAGCUGAAAGUGAACAUUUAGGGGAAAAUUCAGAGCACUUGACAUGAUUCCUUGCCUGAGAUGGUUUGAAGGGGAGAAGGUUUUUGAAAAAUGUCCUCUUGCAGAUGCCGCCUUGUAAGUUUUGAAAAUAUGUUAUUCUACAAUCAUGCAGGAUGACAAAAAGAAAUACUUUCAUUUCACAAAUGAACUUUUCCUCCUUUGUUUACUGCUUGGAAUUGUAGACCCAGUUAAAUCUUGAACUUAGUUCCUAAAGUUGCAAAUAUUCCCUCUUUGUCUUGAUGUGUUAGUAAUGGUUUUAUUUCCAGAAGUCGUAAUAUUUCCACAAAGACUUGGAAAAAAGUUAUUUUUGCUAUGGUGAUGUUAAUGAUUGUGAUAGUUUCACUGUAAAACAGAUAGAAAGGUUUACAUGUAGUUAAUUCAAGGGUGUAAAGUAAUGAUCCCGGUGGGUUUAGUGGAAUUUAAUUGGUUGGAGUAUAAACUUUUGUUGGGUAGGGUGCCGCCGACGCGUUUUUGAAACUCUUUAUACAAUAUAUAUAGAAACGUUCCCUUACCCUACCCUCCAAAUAUUUGGCUGCAAGAAGCGGAAACUAAUUUGCUUAAGUGAUGCUAUUAGGUGUACAUGUAUUUGGGUUCUUGUUUAUAUUCGUGCGGCGCAGCAUUUACCACCGUAGAUUUUAGAAAUAAAAUAGCACGUCGUAGACAUUUGCUUUGUGAAACCUGAUCGAAGUAAACUGAUUUACCAUCGAAGGUUUUUUCUUUCUUAGAGCAGUGUUUUUGAGAAGUUUCACUGUAUAAAUCAGUCAAGGUGUAGAUUAUUUACAUCCAUGAUGUUGUUGUUUCGACAUGGAGAAGGAAUAAAAGUGUCGUGGCCCAGAAAAGUAGAGAAACAUGA